AUGGCUAUGGCUGUUACAAACAGGCUUUCCGCAAUUGCUGCCGAAAUGGGGCAACUGAAAAAUGAAAUUGAAGAGCGUCGUAGAGCGCUAAACCUCUUUUUAAGAAAUGUUAGAGCAAGAGAUCCUGCAGAGGCAGAAGAGCGCAUUGGCGCUGCCAGAGAGGGUAUAAGGGAAAGGCAGAGGAGGCUGCAAGUGCUGCAGGAGGAGCAGCAAGCACUCAUUGUGCGGGCUGUCACCCUCGGUGACCGGGAAAACCACUAG
Molecule: messenger RNA, 261 nt
Organism: Prunus armeniaca (apricot)
Lineage: Eukaryota; Viridiplantae; Streptophyta; Magnoliopsida; Rosales; Rosaceae
Source: the annotation of a GenBank genome assembly